AUGUCAAACGACAGCAUUCACAAACCUACUAGCAACGUUGCCCAAGCAGAGACGGAUAAUCCACCCAUGGCUCUUCAUAGUGCACCAGAUCGCAAUGUCGGUAAAGGAGCUGGUCGGAAUAAAAUGAGAGGGGCAUCGGUAUACAAUAACAUAUUGGCGGAUAUGAAAGAUGUCGGGAAAGACGAGGCGGCACUCUCAGGCGUCAUGAUGUCGUGGUUCAAUGCUACGCGUGGCAUUGAUACGUUUUGGGCAGGACAAGAACCGCUAGCUGGAACGUACGAGUGCUGCUUCUGUGGCAUUGAUCCAACCGAAAUUCAUUAUUCGGACGAGCGCUGCUACAAGUGUGCCCAGACAGAUACUAUACAGCGGUCCACGUCUCUACCAUUCCAUGCUGGUUUCUGGGAACCUUAUCCCGCUGAAGAUGUGGGUAAAUCGAGACGACAAGUUCUCAGCCCUAUUCCGGGACGGGAAUUACACUCUGGAGGAAAUCCGACUAGGGUCCGUUGA
Trichoderma harzianum CBS 226.95 is the source of this 507-nucleotide messenger RNA. RefSeq lists its product as hypothetical. The record is from RefSeq and is a predicted model, not a curated record. The transcript has a single exon. NCBI's taxonomy places the organism in Eukaryota, Fungi, Ascomycota, Sordariomycetes, Hypocreales, Hypocreaceae. Bases 1 to 507 code for a protein of 168 amino acids.